UAAAUACUGAAAGUCACAUCAGUUCGUGAAAAGCAACAGAAGCAUAUACUUCACUUGGAAUUUCGUGUUAAAAUAUUUAAGUAAAAUAAAAUUAAAUAAAAAUGGUUCGUCGUGGACGUUCUGCUAGCCCACCACCAUCGGCCAGACGCAGCGCACCUGCGCCCGCCCCUACUCAACAUGUGCCAGCACGUGCCGCUGCACCACCACAGCCACCGGCACCCGUUGCCGCACCACCCAGUGCGGUUGGUAUGCCGCAGCCGCAGCAGCCAUCGAUGUUCCAACAAAUGGCUGCCACUGCUGGUGGCGUAGCCGUCGGAUCGGCCAUUGGCCACACCGUCGGCCAUGGCCUCACAUCGAUGUUCAGCGGAUCUGGUGAUAAGGAAGCAGCCGCACCAGCGGCGGCUGCUGCACCACCGGCACAACAACAACAAUACUAUGCACAGCCGGGACAGCAAGCCAAUGAGCCGCAAGGUCCCUGCUCCUGGGAAAUCAAACAGUUCCUUCAAUGCGCCCAAGGUCAAUCCGAUUUGACGCUCUGCGAGGGCUUCAACGAGGCGCUGCGGCAAUGCAAGGUCCAGCACCACUUACAAUAAAGGGAAGAGUGCAAGGAGCGGAGAGCAACAACAACUAAUACGAUAACCACAUAAUGCAGACGGCGAGGGAAAAGCAGCAAUCGUUGCCCGUUAUCAAACACUUUUAGCCAAAAAAAAAAAAACAACCCAAAAACCAACCUUUAAUUUUGCGGCAAAAAUGUUGAGUUAUAAACAAAAAAGUUGCUUUUUCGUUUAGUUUAAUAUGUAAAAAUUCUUGUUAAGCAGCAGUACGUUUAUUUUAGUAAAAACAAAUUGUUAAAGAUCCUAUAAAGCUUGAAUAUAUAGAGAACUACUAGCGGCGGCAUUGCUGCGAAAAUCAA
Messenger RNA from Scaptodrosophila lebanonensis, 913 nucleotides. Its product is annotated as coiled-coil-helix-coiled-coil-helix domain-containing protein 2-like. The record is from RefSeq and is a predicted model, not a curated record. Gene Ontology annotation, biological process: mitochondrion organization. The coding region runs from base 102 to 593 and encodes 163 amino acids. The transcript is spliced from 2 exons. NCBI's taxonomy places the organism in Eukaryota, Metazoa, Arthropoda, Insecta, Diptera, Drosophilidae. Gene Ontology annotation, cellular component: mitochondrion; nucleus.